Molecule: messenger RNA, 11464 nt
Organism: Penaeus vannamei (Pacific white shrimp)
Lineage: Eukaryota; Metazoa; Arthropoda; Malacostraca; Decapoda; Penaeidae
Source: RefSeq, a predicted model, not a curated record
GGGUGCCUCCGCCUCCGUGCCGUGCUCCGAAGGGGGAUUCCGCCCCCCGCCACCCCAGCAGCCGCCUCCGCCGCAGGACGAUCCGCCAGAAAAACCCGUGAAGAAAAAGCGGAAACGAUGCGGCGACUGCGUAGGCUGCCAGCGGAAGGACAACUGCGGCGACUGCGCCCCCUGCAGGAACGACAAAUCCCACCAGAUCUGCAAGAUGCGACGAUGCGACAAACUCACCGAGAAGCGGACUCCCCGCGGCGAGAAGAUGGAGCGUCGACAGGCCGGUAUGGGUGCUAUGAUGCCUUUCUUCCCCGGUCCCGGCAUGGGCGAGCAGCCUCCCCUGCCGCCCCCAGAGAUCCCACCUUUCCCACACAUGAGGGAGCGCUUCCCCAACGCUGUAUGGGGCGGCGAGGCACCACAGGGGCAGUGGCCGCCCCCGUUCCAUCCCCCAAGUUUGGGCCACCCACCCAUGGGUCACCCACCCCACCACCGCCACCACCACAUCAAUUCGGCCAGUUCGAGCCCCGUCAACCCAUGUUCAAUUUCCCCGGUGGGCCCAACGGGCCCCCCGCUCCCCCUGCCCCCAGUGUACCAGUUUCGCAGUUCAACAGUCAGUUUAACGGACAGUUCAACGCCCCCGGCGAGAAUGGCACUGCGGGCUACGUGCCGCAGGGACACUUCUCCCCCCAGACGCCGCAGACGUCCGUCCCCGCCUUCGCGAGUGGGCCGCCCAACGGUUUCCUCACGCAAAACCAGGGAAACGGGGUAGUGGGGGGUUCGUCCCCCCAUCCCCACCGCUACCCAGGCUCUAACGACUUCCAUCAACAACAACAGCAACAGCAGCAGCAGCAGCAACAACAACAACAGCAACAGCAGCAACAACAGCAGCAGCAACAACAACAACACACAACAGCAGCAGCAACAACAACAACAGCAGGCGGCAUGUUCAAGUCCCCCAUGGCGUCGCCUGCAGUGUCGGCGCCUGAGGCGUCACCUGUCACAGGAGGGUUCACCAUGACGACGCUGCCGUCCCCUCACGCCCCUCACACGCCGCACGCCCCUCACACCCCUCAUACAGCCGAUCACCCAAACGAGAAGCCUGGGUACCCGCCGCCUCCCCCCACGCAGAGUUUACUCGGCUCUAGAGUGUCUGCGGGCGGGUACUCGGGUCAAACUUUGGAAGGGGGUGCGGGCGUGCCCCAGGCAAGCCCACACGGCUCCGUCAGCGUGCAGAGUCGACUGAAGAACAUGAUCAUGUCCCGGCAAGGAGGCUCCGCGUACCCCGGCGGGGGCGUGGACUCGCCGCCCUUGGGCGAGGUGCACUUCUCCGGACACGUCGCUGCCGUGACCAGCGUGGCCAACGCCGAGCCCGCGCACAUGCACGAAUCUCUCAAAAUGGCCCAGAAUUUUUUAGCCUAUAGGACUGCAGAGCCUGGCCCGGGCUCUGUGGUCCAUGCCAACAGUAGUGAUGUGAAGGGCGGCGUGGGGACCGGACAUACCCAUGCCAACACUAACAGUAGCAGUGAACCUCCGAGCACGGAAGGGACACCGCUGCGGGGGUCAGCGCCCCCUCAAAACUGUCAAGUUAGUGAACACACGAGUAGUGGAAAUGAUCAUGGUAACAGUGAAAUUGACACUGAUAUAAAGAAAGAAGUUAUUGAUGAUGUGGAAAUGAAGGAAGAAUUAGCUAAUGUUAGCGAUGAUGUUGAAAUGAAAGAGAUAGAAAAGAAGGAAAGUGAAGAUGUGAAAAUUAACGAAGAAAUAAAAGUGGAACGGAAAGAAGAAUCGCAGGUGGACCAGGCCGCCGCCUGCCCGACCGACAGCAUAGCACCCAAACCUCCGGACCAGCUUGGCCCCAGAACGCCUCCAGCUGGGGCCUCCGAGGACGAGACCGGGACGAGGAACACAGAAACCAGCCGCCCACAAAACCUUGGGGAGAAGUUGUCAGUGUACGACUUCCCAGACAGUCCAGACUCGAGCCAGAGCCGCCAGGAUUUUCGGUUUGGCAGGGUCAGGGGGGCAGGACCGCCAUCGUCGCGGCCUGCGUGUGCUAGUGUGCCUGGGGCCGGACGCCCCGGGCCGCUUGCAGCCACCCCCGCGGGGCCUAAGACGCCAUCACGGCACCACGUGCCAGCUCCUCCAGUUUGUGGAGGACCGCCUAGGCCCCCGGGUCCCCCUGCCUCUGCCUUCCAGCCUUGCAACGAGUCAGACUCCAGUCAGUAUUCGUCCAACAACACCAGCACACUCGCCAACCACACGAAGACUACGCCAUGCCAACAAGUUGCUGCCAGUUCGACCCCUGGUGACCAGCAGUCCUUACAGCUGCAGAAGCAGCAGGCGAACUUGCAUCAGUCUGUAGGUGCAGUUCAACCCGCCACAUAUCACCCGGAGAGUCAUCAGUCUCAUGUCCAACAAACCCAAGCUGAGGCGCCCUCCGCAUCGACGCACUCGACCGCGCCGCAGACGACACCCAGUCAGGCCGACGCCUCCGAUGGCUCCCGCAACACUCCUCGGGUGAAGACGGAGAGUCCCCGCCCGCAGCAGCAGCAGCAGCAGCAGCCGGAGCCACAGCCGCAGACACAACCACAGUCGCAGACAACCGACGCCGUCCAAGAAGGUCCUAAGAAGAACCCAGACCUGGAGGCUCGCAAGGAGCGCCUUCGUCUAAACGAGCUCAACGUACCUCGAUGUUCAUGCAUUGUCCCCCCUGGAACCCCUGACCCUGGCCCCAUAUACAGCCACCUCGGUGCUGCAUCUACUCUGCUAGAACUGCGGAGUAUUCUCGAACGGCAGACUGGCUUUGUUGGUGCUGCUGUGAGGCUAGAAAAGGUUAUCUACACUGGGAAGGAAGGAAAGACUGAUGCUGGAUGUCCACUUGCCAAGUGGGUGAUACGCCGUGGGGGUCCUGAGGAGAAGAUGCUUGCCAUUGUGAAGCACCGAGCAAAACAUACCUGUUCAUCAGCAUGGAUAGUAGUUGCAUUGGUAGCAUGGGAAGGGAUGCCUCUACCUGUUGCCGAUGAUCUUUAUUCUAUGCUUGUCUACAAACUCAAUAAGUUUGGAUAUCCAACAGAAAGAAGGUGUGGUGUAAAUGAUGAUCGCACAUGUAUCUGUCAAGGUUAUGACAAGGAAACCUGUGGUGCUUCCUUCAGUUUCGGAUGUUCCUGGUCAAUGUACUACAAUGCUUGCAAGUAUGCACGCAGUAAAAUCGCAAGGAAAUUCAAACUUUCAGAUGAACAGGAGGAGAAGGAAGUUGAAGAGAAACUACAAGGUUUAGCUACGAUUAUAGCUCCUUUGUAUGAGAAGUUUGCACCAGAAUCCUACUUGAACCAAACAGCAUUUGAAGAAGACAGCAUAGAAUGUCGCCUGGGAUAUAAACCUGGGCGGCCAUGGACAGGUGUCACAGCAUGUGCUGACUUUUGUGCUCAUGCACAUAAGGACCUCCAUAACAUGAACAAUGGUUGCACUGUAGUGGCAACCCUCACCAAGCACCGUGGAUUUGUCAAGCCAGAUGAUGAACAACUUCAUGUUUUACCUCUGUAUAUUCUGGAUCCCACUGAUGAAAAUGGAACUUAUGAUUCAUACCAUCAGAAGGUCCAGUCAGGUGCUCUAGAGGUGCUAAAAAAAUAUCCCUGUGAAAUACGCCUCCGCACUGAACCACUCCUCUCGUGCCGUGCAAGAAAUCUUUUGGCAAGAGGUCUACCUUUACCAAAAAGAAUUAAGAGCAGAGGAAGCAGAGGGCGAGGAAGAGGAAUAGUAAGGGGAAAAGCUGUCAAUGGGAUGAGCAGCCCUUCAACUCAAAACGUGGAGCUUAGUGAUGUGUUUGGCCUUGAUACGGACUUUGUGUUAAAUGGUAUUGACUUCAGUGAUCCUAAUGAUGUAUUAAGCAACUAUGGGUUAGAUGGCUCUGACUAUAGUUGGCUAUUGGAUGUUGGACCAGAUAAUGAUUUUGGACUUUCAUGUGAUUUAGACCAGAUAAUUUCAAGUAAGGAUGAUAGUACAAGCAGUGAUGAUGUAGCAUCUUCCAAUCAACCAUUAGCAGAUACUAAUCACCAUGACAGUGAAGUGGCUCCUGGGGAUUUGGCAGCUCCAGAUAGCCAGUUAAACCAAAGACAAAAUGCCCCAAGCCAAGUUCUGACAAGUACUGAAUCUCAUACACACUCAGGUGUCCCUCCUACUAGUCAAUUAGGAAGUUCGCCCAAAGUGGUAUCUGGCCCUGGUGCCUCUCCCAUGGUACAAGUUAGUCCUCAACCCUCUUCUAACUCAUCUAUGCCCCCUCCCAUGUCCCCUGCACUUAAAAGACCACAUUCUCCUCAGUGUAGUAGUUCCCCCAUGCCCUCAUGUUCAAAUAUGCCACAGCUUCCAUCCCAGACUGUCAGUCCUAGCAUCUCACCUCUCCCAUCUCCCAUGCGAUCAAACCUUCCCCAUUGCAAUAGCCCAUACCCUUCCCCCCUUGGUUCUCCUUCAGCAAGAUCCAUGACUCCUGUUAAUCCUUCAGCUAGUCCUUGUUUAUCCCCCAUCCCUUCUCCUUGUAUCAGAUCCUAUACACCUCCCCAUCCUUCAUCCAGCCCAUUCCCAUCUCCUAUGCCAUCAUCCUCAGCAGAUUCUGCUGCUCCUUCUAGCCUCAUACAGUCUCCCCAGAGUUGUCAGUCAUUGUUGGCUUCACCUUCUGGGGGACCUGUGAGGACAGGUACACCACAUCCCACUCCAUUAGGGCAAGCUUGUCCUGUGAGUACACCUCUGACACCUGUCUCUUCUCCAAACCCACCUGGUACAGGGGCUGCCAAUCCUCAAUGCUCUUACUUAAAUAACAGUCAGCAACAACAGUGUACAAAUAGUAAAGAAAACAAAUGCCACAAUAUCAGUAAGACUCAAAAUGAACUUCAUCCCCAUUCCUCUCAACUUUCGCAAAAUACUCCCUCCGCUGCAUGCAGUUUGCCACAUGUGAUGCAAAAUGGUGUUGAUCCAUCUCUACAGAUGCACUACAGAAGUACAAAUCAAUUUAGUAGGGGACCAAAUAUGCAAGAAGUAAUGCCUUUCCAUCAAGAUAGGAUCUACAACAACCCUUUUCCCGAUUUAACCAGUGACACAAGUCCCAGUAGAAGUGAACAACCAUGUAAUAAACCCAAGGAACCAGAAACUGUAAUCAAACACAGUGAUAAUGUAGAGAAUUUCCAUGAUCCAAAUAUCGGAGGUGUAGCCAUUGCUCUGACUCAUGGUUCGGUGCUAUUUGAAUGUGCCAAACAUGAACUGCAUGCCACAACUGCACUCAAGAACCCAAAUAGGCGUGAUCCAAAGAGAAUUAGUCUCGUGUUUUAUCAGCACAAGAACCUUAUAUAUAGAAACCAUGGAGGGCCACAGUUUGAGGAAAAGAUGGAGAGGAAAAGAAAUGAAGAAGAGAGAUUGAUCAGAGAAGGAAAAAUGGAGCCUUCUCCAAGAAAGAAAAAGAAAAUGAUGAAAGAAGGUUUUGUGUUUCCCGAUGAGUGUAACAAAGUCCAGAAAAUUGAGCCAGAAUUCCAAAGGAUGAAUGGGGUGGUUAGUAUGAAGCCACAGGAGGUAGGAAUGAGACAAGUUCCUCAGGAGGGACAUGCCAUGGGGAACAGACAAGGUCAUCUGGAGGGACAUCAGUUAGAUAGUAAGCCUGCCACAGUUUACCCACCUGCAGAUCCGAGGGUUCCUAAUCAUCCAGACCUUAAGUCGCCACCUAUUAGCUAUGCUAACUAUUCUAGGCCACUUCCCUCUGUCAUAGAUCACAAUAGAGCUUAUAGUCCUACUCAAAGAUACCAUGUUUCCCCACAAGUGCCUGCUUACUCGGUGGCCUCUUGUCCCCCCAACAUGGUAACCGCUCGUGCCCCGACCCUCCACCCACAAUUACAGAGACCCCAACCAACUGAAGACCACACAUACACUGGGAUGCAAAAUCCCCGUUUAAGGUAUGGAGAACAUUGCAGACCUCCCUUCAACACAGCCAUGCAGGAGUUCAACCCAUAUAACACAGUGCCUACCCCGGGGGCAAAUUCCUACCAGCCUCACGGGCAUCAGCAGUAUAGAGGUUUUCCUAAUCAGUACAACCAUCACCAUAAUCCUAUUAGUAGUAUUAAUCCAAUGUCAAGUUCCCGUAAUAGUGGUAAUCUUCCUAACAAUCCAGUGAUUAGCUCCAUCCACAAUCCAAUGUCGAGUCCCCAUAGUAACACAGUGCAGAGGAGCUCACAUGGAACACCACUACAUAGUCCCCAUGGAAACUCAAUGCUUAGUCCUCAUGGGGCUCGGUUAUCUAGCCCCCAUGCGAACUCAGUACACAGUCCUCAUGGGAACUCUAUGCAUAGUCCCCAUGGAAACCCAUUGCACAGUCCCCAUGGGAAUCCUAUGCAUAGUCCUUAUGGAAAUUCAGUACAUAGUCCUUAUAGUAAUCAUUUGCAUAGUCCACAUAACUCCUUGCCAAGUCCACAUUCAAAUUCCCAUCAGAUACCUAUGUUAAGUCCUCAUACAAAUACACCUAUGGCAAGCCCACUUGCAAACUCGCAAAACACACCUGUGCCUAGUCCACAUGCAAACACUCACCAUACACCCAUGCCCAGCCCCCAUUCAAACUCACACAUGCCCAUACUCAGCCCUCAUUCAGUCCCACACAACUCAUCAAUGCUGAGUCCCCAGUCACACCCACAACACAGUUCAUUGCCAGGCUCUCAUUCAAACUCAUACAAUACACCUAUGCCAAGUCCUCAUUCAAAUUCUCAGAAUACUGCUAUGGCCAACUUAUCCUCUAAUGCACAUGGGGCACCAAUGUCAAGUCCUAUUUCUAACCUACACAAUACACCAAUGCCCAGUCCACACUCUAGCUCACAGAACACACCAAUGCCCAGUCCCCAUUCAUAUCCACAAACCACACCCAUGCAGAGUCCUCUCUCUAAUCAGCAAACUACACCUUUACAAAGUCCCCACUCAAAUCCGCAAACUGCAUCCAUGCCAAGCCCUAAUUUAAAUCCACAAGUCACUCCAAUGCUAAGUCCCCAUGCUAAUUCGCAGAGUGCAUCUAUGCCAAAUCCUCACACAAAUUCACAAAAUGUUGCAAAUUCACAUACCUUUCCCGGACAGAGUCAAGGCUAUGCAAAUCAGAUUUCUCAACCUUCUUAUGGUUUGACCCCUCCCUAUAGUCCUGGUCCCCAUGGUUCUGUGUCGCAAGGAACGCCUCUGCCUACCUUCAAUGUCUCCAGUAGUUACAGUCCGAUGGCACCACGUGCACCCCUGACCCAGCCAACUGCCACUUGGUCAGAGAUGCGCUAUGCUCCGCCUUUUAGAUUGACUGGACCUUACAGUGAAUGGCCAGGGAAUUAGUGAGUGCUCCCAGAAUUCCCGAAUCUUGUUAUUCUCGAUUCUUGCUGUUACCAUGUUACUUCUCAAAUGCCGUGUAAUUUUUAGUGUUUGGCUGUGAGCUGGCUAUAGAAGCUCAAAAUGUGGUAGCUGCAGUGUAACUGGUCACAAAGAGUGAAAACUUACUUUCUGUUCAGAUAUAGAACUAGUCGAUAUUUAUUUAUUGUGACUGAGGUAAAUGACAAUUGUUCUUCGGAGAAAUAAUAUGAGUGUACAGUAUGUAACCUUUUGCCAUAUCACAAGCCGUUACUUGUGUAUUGAUCUCAUAUGAGUGAAAGACGUCUUGUAGAACCUUUGGUGACAAUUCUCAUUUUUAUUGAUGAAUCAGUUGUAUAGUUGUAAGGUAGUCUUACCACAAGUGUUGCUUCUUAGAUGGCUUAUUUAUCAUUUUCUUGUAAAUAGUACGCAGACUGUUUAGUUUUUUUAAUCUAAGGAUUUCAAUAGUUCUGAUAAUUGAAUUUUGAGGAAAUACAAUGCAAAGACGAUUGUUUAAAAUUGAAGAUGUUGAACCUGACACUUAACAGACAGGAGUAGGUCUGUAUUUCUGGUGAUCUUUAAUACUCAGAGGUGUUCUUUGAAUGGUGUGGGGAAUAAUCAGAUGAUUGCUCAAAUAUUCUCCAUUGACAUUUGAAUUUAUUUUUUUGGAAAUGCAGCACUUUAAGCCAAGAUGAUUACUAGUCUAUGCAAGGCAUUUUUAAGAAAUUUAGCCAUGUACUUUAUUUUUCUUAGGGUAAUUACUAACGUAUUUUUGGCCAAAAGGAAGGCCUUGAUAAUGUUAUUGUUUUAAGGACAUUUAAGGACAUGAUCACCAAGUAUAUACAAAGUACACCCGUUCAGAUUCUCACAUCUAAACUCAAAAGCCAUAUAAAGCAGUUGUGAACACUUCUCCCCAGCCCAAAGUUGUUGUAUCAGAAGGGCAAAUUCAGGGUCUCCUUUUAUCAUGUUCUUCUGUGGCUUCAUACACAGCACUGUUAUAUGCAUAUUUCACAAAUAUGCUUAUAAACUGGUUAAUACAGUAGAGGAGAUUUGCAGUAGAAACAUGAUAGAUGCAGGCCCCUGCUGAGUAACAUCGUAGACUAAGUUGCCAGUGGGCAUAAUUUGAAUGAAGCCCUCCACACGAGUGUAGCCAAGGUGACGAGUCUUCCAGCGAUAGAGUUGUGAGGAGUCGGUUUAUGGCUUGUCCCAUUUUCUAAUAUUCCAAAUCUGAUGCAAAUUUGUCUCUGUGAUCCAUUUAAUUAUCUAUUUCUUCUUAAGAUUACAUGUAGAUUUGUAAAAAAUAUAUAUAAUUAAAAAAAAAGAGAGAGAGAGAGAGAGAGAGAAGGCAGACAAAAAAUUUCAAAAACAAGAUUUUGUGCUUGUUAUCCCCUGUGAAGGAUCUUGUAUAGUGUUUGUCUUGGGUUUUAACUCCCACAGGACUAACGCUGGAGCCUCAGCCUGGUUACAUUUGCCUCUGUCGCCUUACUAUCGCCAUCUCUUGUACAAAUAACUUUUUGUGCAGUCUCCUUCUUCCCUUACUUUUUCUAUUGAUUAUUCUUGACAAUUGAGGUGCACUAGUUCAUAAUCACCCUUUAUAGAUGAAAACGCUGUAAUUUUUGGAUAAUAUUAACCCCUGUGCUACGUGCGAUGAAGAGUGAAAAAAAAAUGCUUGAGAAUCUUUUUGUAUUUUUACAUGCAUUUUGAUACUUUUAUUGAAAGCAAAAGUGAAGUAUUGUUUCGUAGCAGUACCUAUGACGCGGGAUGUAGAGAGGGGUAUGGGUGGACCCACUGGAAUGAGCUCUGAUGAUGACGUCAUGUAUUUUUUCAUCCUACUACGUUUUUAUAGUGGCAUUGUGAUCUCUUGGCAGAAUUGAAAAAAAUUCAAGAGUGUUUACUGCGGCAUUCUUUGUCCAUAGUUUAAUAAAAGAUACCCAAAAAUGAAAAGAAUGUGAGUAAAGUGCAGAAAAUUUCUUCUGUCCAUUUCUGACAGGUGUAGCAAUUGUUUGAAGGUGCAAUAUCAUUUUUUUUCUCUUAUUUAUUUAUAUAUUUAUUUAUUUUUACAAAUUUCAAUGGAACCUAGUGUGGAGUCUUCAUUUUUUCACCUGAAGUUGCACAUCUGGUAACUCAUACCUUGCCACUGCUGCCUUUCUUCCUGGUGCCCUAAUGUAGUAAGUAAAUAAAUGCUUGAUUGUUGGAUAAGUCGUGAAGCUGGAUUAUAAAGUACAAAUUAAUACACCACCCUCAGUCUGAGUUAUAGUGGCACUCCUCUUUACACCCCGCUGGCUUAGUUGAGAUCUCUUUAAAAGAAAUUCUGUCUGUCUGUCUCUUUCAAGUUGACCUCUAUCCGUUUUUCUAUCUUGGUACCAGUGUCUGUCUGUCACAGUAAACCUCAUUGUGUGAUUUAUGAGUCAUCCCAUUGCCUUAGGUGCAGUGUGUUUUUGUGACAUUAGAAAGGCAAUAACUGUUUCAGUAUUGGCCUAUGUGGUUUUUGGCUUUUUCAUUUAUCAGUGUGUACAUUUGGGACACUUAUGGGGGGAAAAGGGAAAAAGAAUGACCAUAUAUCAUCACUGUUUUUAGAAUUAAGUCAUAUAUAUAUAAGAAAUAGAAUUAGGAGUCAGAAAUUAAUUUUCCAAUUGUAUUAUGUCCCAGGUGUUAAUGAAUAAAUCAUACAUACUUAAUACCAUAAAGAGACUCUGUCUUAUCCCUCUUCUGAUGUCACAGAAACACAUCACUGAUGACCAAUAUAUCAAUAUAUCAUUUUCAUAUCCCUGCGGCUUUUUGUAUUUUGGGGUUUCUGUGAUGAGGCGGGACUCUCUUAUUUAACUUUAAUCUAACUCCUUGACAAUUAUAUACCCUUAUCUGACCAUAGACGACAAAGUUGGAACUUGUAUUCAUGGCAAAGAGAAAUGAAGUGAUGAUGGCAGUGUUAUUGAAUAGUUGAUAAAGUCUCAUGCUUGUACAUACUUUAUCUUUAAGGUAGCCGACAGUUAUCAGUGUGAUGGAGUGAACAGUUAUGAGUCGCGUGAAGAUCUACCAUGAGGAUCACCUCCCUAUUUGUAACACAAGAAUAGUGACACUUUUGGUAAUUCUGUACAAGGCCCAUAAAUGUUGAUUGUGUCACUAUUAUGAAUAAUGAUUAUAAUCAAUGUGCCGAUAGAUAUGCUCUUUUUCCCUUUGCUGAUAAUUAUGUUCUGUUUAGAUGCAAUAAUAUAUAAAAAUUGUUUGUGCAGUUUGUCAGACACUCCGCUGUUCGUUUCUACCAUAUUGAGGUAGUCCACAAUAGCAAAGAAUUUUGUAAGAAUUUCAGCUUCAAUGCUUUUCUCCUAGGGAUUGUGUAGCAUUGAUAAAGUGAUUCAUACAAAAUUCUUGUAGCACGUGACAAUGUAUAAAACUUUGAACCUCCAUUAAGUUUUAAUAAAACUUCUUUUCUCUGUAAUGUAAAUAGAAAAACAAGUUUUAUUGGAAUUGCCAGCAAGGUUCAAUAUAGUUGAUUUUGUCACUCAUUGUGGACCAGCCCUGUACAAUAGUCACGCAUGGCCCCCACACUGUGGCCUGCGGAGCCCCCACCAGGUACCCCCCCCCAAAAGGACUGUGGCUAAGAGGCUGGUCAUGGACAGGUACUGGCAAGGUAAUGGUAUGGAGGAUAUGGUACCAGCAGCCAUGAGUGCCUCGCAGUGCGGGACACUGAGCGAUCCCAUGAGUAGUCAGAUAGUUCUGGGGCACGUCAAUAAGGCUGAUUUUCUGUAGAUAUAUUGGGACUCGAGCAUUGUUGAGAACCCCAUGACUGUUGAACUAUCUCUCACCACAGACAGAAUGUUUUCUUGUUGACUGUUGCAUAUUACUGUGCCAACAUUUUUGGGUCUCUCCUCUGAGAUAACCAGAUAAUCAAAGUUUCCAGAUGCCUAUAGAUUUUUACUCUAUUUAAUUGCAAACCAGAUUGUUAUUCAUAGCCUAAAAAUCUAUACUAUUAAAUGAAUCUCAACGAGGACCCAACAAUUCACUCACCCGAACUGUGGGGCAUUGAUGGCUGCGAUAGAGUUAGUAUACUAGAGUAGACCAAAUGUAGAUGGAACAUGUAUCAAUAAUUAUGCUGUCUAUGUUCUCAUCCUCAAUAAAUGAUCAAAACUUA